This is a messenger RNA of Perca fluviatilis (European perch), 549 nucleotides long. RefSeq names its product histone H3. The transcript has a single exon. NCBI's taxonomy places the organism in Eukaryota, Metazoa, Chordata, Actinopteri, Perciformes, Percidae. The coding region runs from base 40 to 450 and encodes 136 amino acids. Gene Ontology annotation, molecular function: structural constituent of chromatin; protein heterodimerization activity; DNA binding. Gene Ontology annotation, cellular component: nucleosome. The record is from RefSeq and is a predicted model, not a curated record.
UUCUUUAGCUGUGAACACAGAGAAGACAGAGACGCUAAAAUGGCCAGAACCAAGCAGACCGCCCGUAAAUCCACCGGAGGAAAAGCUCCCAGGAAGCAGCUGGCCACCAAGGCUGCCCGUAAGAGCGCCCCGGCCACCGGCGGAGUGAAGAAGCCUCACCGUUACAGGCCCGGUACCGUGGCUCUGAGAGAGAUCCGUCGCUACCAGAAGUCCACCGAGCUGCUGAUCCGCAAGCUGCCCUUCCAGCGCCUGGUGAGGGAGAUCGCUCAGGACUUCAAGACCGACCUGCGCUUCCAGAGCUCCGCCGUCAUGGCUCUGCAGGAGGCCAGCGAGGCUUACCUGGUCGGCCUCUUCGAGGACACCAACCUGUGCGCCAUCCACGCCAAGAGGGUCACCAUCAUGCCCAAAGACAUCCAGCUGGCCCGCCGCAUCCGCGGAGAGAGGGCUUAAACUCACCCAGCACCAGACCACACUCCCCAAAAGGCUCUUUUAAGAGCCACACACAAACCCUUGAAGAGCAAACUGUCCUAUAUUUAUAUUCACUUUUAU